Molecule: messenger RNA, 645 nt
Organism: Diaporthe amygdali
Lineage: Eukaryota; Fungi; Ascomycota; Sordariomycetes; Diaporthales; Diaporthaceae
Exons: 3
Coding region: 1-645 (214 amino acids)
Source: RefSeq, a predicted model, not a curated record
AUGUUCUGCACCUCGUUACGGAGGCGCAAAGAAUGGGCGCCUGUCGUUCCCCGUCUGCUUCAGAACAGGAAUCCCAAGUUCAGAGAGGGCAAGCUUGACACUCAUGAUGUCAAUCUGCCACUUCCCAGCCCAGGCGCGCCAGGAACACGAUAUCUGCGCUUCGUUCUUCUUUCCUCAGCCGAUCAGGACUCGACUGCCCGUCGCCAGCGCAUCGAGCGACUUGAGAAUCAGUCCGGUGGAAGCGACGCUGCCGUCGUCUGGUUGAUGGGAGAAGGCGGCGACCAGUCCUCUUACUUGCAAUUUCAAAUUGAGUUGGUUGAUAGCUUCGAGAUUCCUCUCCUGCCACUGCGAAGUGUGGAGGAUCUGCCAGACGCCCUCCAUAGAUUCCAUCGUGCAUUCCUUCAAGCCAACGCCUCUCGCCCAGAUUCAGCCCUGAGUGCCGUGCAGAAGCUCCUCCCCUACAGCGGUCUCUCGCCUCCCCUGCGUGAGCAUACAACCAACUUGCUUACUGAUUUGACGAUGGGCUUUGCACACCUAGCCAACAAGGCGGUGGCUGAGAAUGGGCAGUUGGAGCUUGCCGAAUACCUUGGCAAAGAGGAAGCACGACGAGUAAUCUUGUUCUGGACGCAGGAGUAUCUGCUGUGA